Messenger RNA from Catharus ustulatus (Swainson's thrush), 6395 nucleotides. RefSeq names its product HUS1 checkpoint clamp component (gene HUS1). The record is from RefSeq and is a predicted model, not a curated record. Lineage: Eukaryota; Metazoa; Chordata; Aves; Passeriformes; Turdidae. Gene Ontology annotation, biological process: double-strand break repair via homologous recombination; nucleotide-excision repair; meiotic DNA integrity checkpoint signaling. The coding region runs from base 350 to 1204 and encodes 284 amino acids. The transcript has 8 exons. Gene Ontology annotation, cellular component: nucleolus; checkpoint clamp complex; site of double-strand break.
GGGCAAUGUCGGGGCUUGGCCCCUGCCAGGGGCUGACGGUGUCUGGUGCAAGCGCCCCCUCGGAUUUGAAAAAGGAAUUUCUCGAGACAUCAGGGCUGGGACCCAUAUAGAGGCAUUUUCACGGAUGUUCGGGGGUGCCUAGGCAUUUCCGAGCCAAGCUUUCCAGCCCGGACAGCGCCGACCGCCAGGCCAGCGGAAGGAAACGUGGCCCGCCUGAGCCUGAGCCCGACCCUGCCCCAUGGCGCCGCGCAUGCGGGGAGCGGCUGCCGUGGCCGCUGUCCCCGCCGAGCCGGUCGCUGUGAGGCCUCCCCUUCCCCGACCCUGAGGGCCGUCCCGGCCCCUCGCCGCCAUGCGAUUUCGGGCUAAGAUCGUGGAUCUCGCCUGCCUCAACCACUUCAGCCGUAUAAUUAACACAAUCGCCAAGUUAGCCAAGACCUGCAUCCUGCGCCUUACUGUCUGCAAGCUGUAUUUCAUCCUCUCCGAUAAAGUAGCAAAUGGAGGUGCCAGUAUGUGGUGUGAGCUGAGCCAGGGGAAUUUCUUCGACGAGUUUCAGAUGGAAGGAGUAGCUGCAGAGCACAAUGAAAUCUAUUUAGAGUUGGUGCCUGAGAACCUGUCAAGAGCAUUAAAAACUGCUCAGAAUGCUAAGGCAGUGAAGAUCAAGUUGACUAAUAAACACUGUCCCUGUCUCAGUGUUGCUGUGGAGCUACCAUCCUUAUCAAGCAGCAGUAGGAUUGUGACACAUGACAUUCCUGUGGGAGUUAUUCCCAGAAGAAUGUGGAAUGACUUCAGAGAGCCCAGUGUGCCGGACUUUGAUGUCAGUAUUUACCUACCAGCACUGAAAACAAUGAAGAGUGUUGUGGAUAGAAUGAAGAAUCUCAGCAAUUUCAUUGUGAUUGAAGCAAACUUGAGCGGUGAAAUGAACUUGAAAAUAGAAACUGACUUAGUAUCUAUAACAACACAUUUUAAAGACCUGGGAAAUCCUCCCUGGGCAUCAGAGGAUGACUGUCAAAGUAAUACUCAAGCCAGAGAUCUGGAAAGUAUGGCUGAAGCAUGCAUAGACAUCAAGAAGCUGCAGCAGCUGCUUGCUGGACAGCAGGUCAAUCCUACAAAAGCAUUGUGCAAUAUUGUACGUAAAAGAAUUGUCCACUUCAUCUUGCUCCAUGAGGAGGUUUCACUUCAGUAUUUUAUUCCAGCAAUUGCCUGAGUGUUUUGGAAUCUUGGUAAUUUUCCAACCUGAGGCCUCUUUCAUGAAGUCUGAAAUCUUUCCUAAGUUGCUGGAGUAUUUUUAUGUGAGACACUGUUAGACAGUUAUCAGAUGGACAUUAUUUCAGUAUUUAUGAAAGUGUUCAAAAUACCUCCUCAUCCGGACAGCCAUUUUUGUGAAGAGUUAUAUGCUGUGAAAGACACAAUGCUGGGGAUUGCUAGUAUGUCUUACUCUUAGGAGGUGCAAAACUGAAAUUUGCCUUACCCACAGCUUAAAGCAUUCCAAAAGCACACUCAAUUAAAUACUUCAGUCUCCUCAAAAAACUAAAGGUAGAAUUCACCUCUGGAGCUGCUGCUGUGUGUAUUCAGUAUUGAUCAAUGCAAUCCAAGUUGAGGGAUCUCAGAGCAAGCUAUCAUACCUCCAUGGGGCUGGAGAGCCUUCUGGAGGGUUGCCAGAUUGAUAUUUGCCUGGGCAAGUAUGCAUUCUUGCAUACUUGAAUUCUGUUCCCAUAGAAAACUUUUGAUUAGUCUUGCUCCAGCAUACCUCAGUAGUUCUGUUUGUGCUUACUCUUUGUUUACCUCUUGGCUUGAAAGGACGAGCAAAACAGUCUGGAUUACUUUGUUAAUGUGGACAGUGAAAAUCCCUAUGUACAGAAUGAGUAUGAGGACAUGCGUGAGCAUGGCAAUUGGUGUGAAAUAAAGAACAAGUUACCUGGGGAUGACAUUUUUUCACUUUCCAGAUAGAAAACAUUGUACAACCUGUGUCGUCAUGGUGUCAGACAUGGUGAGAUUGUAUCUAGGCUUCAUGCCAAGCAGUCAGGAGCAUGACUAAAUUUCAUUAAUGGGAGUACUGCCUCUACUUCUACCUCCUGGUUAUUUUCUGAGGUCUUUUCCUCCUCCUUCCAUGUGUGAAUUAUUUGUUAUCCUGGCAUGUACCACAUAGCCUUUGAUUGUUGUGGUGAUUGAAUCUAUGCUGCCAAAUGAGACUGGGAGUUUCAUGUAGAAAGUAACUUGUCUCGAUCAGAAGUGUUGGGUUUUUGAUUGUUUGGUUUCUUUUCAAGGGACAUUGACAUUAAGGGAGCAAUGAAUCUUUUGUUCAUGGAGGUGCAAAUGCUCAGCAGAAGGCUGAAGGAGAGGCAGUGACAGUGAGAAGAAUAGACUUGCAGUGAUGAGUGUGUUGACUGACUGUGUUUAUAGGACUUUCUGCCUACUCCCUCGUUGUUCCUCCCUACUCUCCCUUGCCCUGCACAUUACUGCAUCAGUUGUCAUAUUUCCACCCAUUGCCUGCAACAUGCUGAGGUUUGCAUCUUUACCAUUUGCAAAGUUGAUCUUGGUGAGCAGCCAUUCACACCUGGUGGGAGAGAAUUGGAAGGGUAAAAGUGAAAAAAUUUAUGGGAUGAGAUAAGGACUGCUUAAUAGGCAAAGCAAAAUACAGAAUUCCCUCCUACUUCCCAUGAGCAUAGGUGUUUAACCAUUCCCAGGAAAGCAUGGCUCCAUCGUGCAUAGCACUUACCUGGGAGCACAGGCUGCAUAACUCCAAAUACCCUUUUCUUCCUUGUUCUUUUCCCUGAAAUGAAUGUGAUGCUGUAUGAUAUGGAUAUUCCUCUGAUGAUCUGGGGUCAGCUGUCCCAGCUGUGUCCCUACCGAUUUCUUGUGCACUCCUGGCAUAUUUGCUAGUGAGGCAGUGUGAGAGUAAUGCCUUGGUACUGUGUAAGUGCUGCUCAGCAAGAACAAAAACAUCACUGUGUUUUCAACACUGUUUUGGUCAUAAAUCCAGAACAUAGGAGCUACUAUGAACAAAACUAAUUCUAUCACAGCCAAAACCAAUGUAACCUGCUGUUUCUUGAUAGGCCAACAAUUACUGCAAACAGGUAUUUUAGAUUCUUUUUUCUCAGGUUACUGUCUUUGUUAAUGCUAAUUAGUCAGGGUUUAUAUCUGUGUUUGUCUCCUUUGUUUUCUUUUUAUGAUCCAGUAUAGGAUGUGAUCAAUCAGGUAACCAUGGAAUAAAUCUUCCAACACUCAGAUGCCUCCUAAAAUACAUCACUUUUGUGUCUGUUGGUGUCCCUUCAAAUUUGCUUUCCUUCUCUUAACUGUUUUUUGGCAUGGUAUGGAAACUUAGAACCUUCUCUUGUUUUUCUUACUUUUUGGUUACACACUAUAUUACUGAUCAUUAUUUUUAUGCUGUAUCUGUCAAAGCCUUUGCAUAUAGUCUAAUUUUCAUAAUGUCACAGCAAUUAAAAAAGAAUGACACUUUGAUUAGAAAAAUAAAACAACAGAGGAUGCUAAAGAGCUGUAAAAAAAUUUAUUACUCUGCGUUCCUAAGAAAAAACUGGGAACAAGUAAUAGACUGCAGUUAACCCUUGUGAGAGGGCAUAAUUAUUGUUUUUCAUAAAUGACAAUUCUCAAAUGGGCAGGUUGCCAGUGACUAAAUGUAAGACUGAAAUUAUUUCAACACUGUAUGCUAUGGAAAAAGUACUGUUUCCAGAGCAGAUGUCAUGAAUGAUCCAGUUAAAAUCAUUUAGGCAUAGGCUCAGAGAUAUGUUGCACACAGAUUAGAUGGCUAAAUAGCUUAUGUGAUCUGGACUUAAAUAUCUCUGCUCCAAUUCUUCAUGUGUAAAACAAGAACCUUUCUGCUAUACGGCUGCAUGCAAUAUGUGAUGAAUAAAUGCAUGAAGAAUUUCUAGUGCACUUGGCUUGUCUGAUAGAAGCUUAUAUUUAAAUUAUAGUCUUAUUAAUGCAGGGACAUCUUUCUAUCAGGGAAACAGACUAUGCUAGUGUGUGUGGGCUAGUAUCAUAAAUGUUUGGCUCUUCUUUGUUUAGACUGGUAAGAUGCAUGUGUUCAGCUCUUACUUACCUAAUAAGUAAUCUUCGACUUUUAUAUUUUAUGAACUUUAAUGAUUACUGUCAUGUCAUAGCUAUGGAAGAAGCCAAAUUGGAGAUGAUUGCCUUCUACAAUGGGAUAUCUGACUGGAUAAAUGGAGAACAGUGAAUGUGGUCUUCUUGGGCUUCAACCAGGCUUCUGCCAUGACAUUCUGAUGGGCAAGCUCAGGAAGUGUGAGCUGGAUGAGCAGAUGGUGAGGUGGAUUGAGGACAGGCUGUAUGGCAGGUCUCUAGAGGGUUGUGAUCAGUGGUAUAGGGUCUAGUUGGAGGCCUGUGGUGUCCCCCAGGUGUAAGUACUGGAUCCAGAAGUGGCCAAUACCCCAGAAUGUUGUGCUGCCAUUCAGAAGAAUCUCAACAGGUUGGAGACUUGUUCAGAGAGGAACCUUCUGAAAUUCAUCAAAGGCAAGAGCAGGGUCCUGUAACUGGGGAGAAAGAACCACAUGCAACAGUACAGGCUGACUUGCUCUGAAGCAGCUCUGGAGGAAUGGGUCAUGGUGUGCGAUAAACUGUCCAUAAUCCAGCAGUGUGCCCUUAUGGCAGAGAGCCACUGGUGUCUUAGGGUGCAUCUCCAGGAGGUCAUGAGAGGUGAUCCUGCCUCUCUGCUCAGUCUUGAUGAGUCCACAUCUGGAGUGCAGUGACCAGUCCUGAGCUCCUGGAGCAAGUCCAGAGGAUGGCAAUGAAGAUGAGGGUACUGGAGCACCUCAUUCAUAUGAAUGAGGAGAACCUGAGGGAGCGGGACUGUUUAGCCUGGAGGAGAGCAGACUGGAAGGGGAUUUUACCAAUGCCUGAAGUAUAUAAAUGGGAGGACAUAAAGAGUUAGGACCAGUGCUCUUCUUGGUGAUGAGCAACAGGAUGAGAAGCAAUGGGCAGAAAUCAGAACAUGGGAAGUUUCACCUGAACACGGGAAGGAACUUCUGAGUACUGGAAUAGGUUGUCCGGAGAGGUUGUGGAGACCCUUUCCCUGGGGAUAUUCAAAAGCCAACUGGACAUACUCCUGAUUAACAUGGUGUAGAGAGCCCUGUGUGAGUCAGGAGAUUGAGCAAGGUGUCCCACUGUUGUCUCUUCGAGCCUUACACAUUCUGUGAUUCUGUGAUCCCUGCAAAGCUUGUCUCCCCCAGAGGUCAUUCAGAUUUGCGGAGUCAGAGAUUCAAGAGCAUUUUGGACAGGAGGGAUGCAUUCAGUAGUGUAUGAGACCUGGAGCACGUGCAACAUGAUCUUUGCUUCAUUCUAGUUAUUAAAUCUCUGCCACAGAGUGUGUCAGCCAUGAUGGCUCCAAGUCUUUCCAGAAGUAAUUCUCAGAAUAUUCUCUUCUUGGCCUGCUUCAUGUAAUGUAUCUGGGCUCCAGCCCUCCAGGCAGGGAUAGCAGCAAACUGUAGCCUCAGGUCUUGAGACACAGAAUACAAAAACAAAGUGUUCUGUGUCUGCAACUGAUACUAUUAAAGGCAAUUUUGUAUUGUUUUUGGUUUCCCAGGGAACAGUAGUCUUUGCAGUGAUGCUUUUCUGUCUGCCUUAUAGUCUCUCGGUCUCUGGGAGAUAGGCAAGAGUUUUUAAACUUACUCUCUAUGUAUCACGUAUCAUGUGUCUUCAGUACAGUUUCUGUGAGUGAGCUUCCAUUCUGAGUCUUUGAACAUUUCCCCUUAUUUGCAAGUUCACCGAGUCCUUCAGGUUAAAGGCUCAAUGCAUGAAAAUCUGUAAGUUUCUGUGAUUGAAAUUACAGUUGGUAUCAGAUGGACAACACAGAAGAUAGUUGUCCUAGGGUGACUUUAUGGUGCUGGUAUCCCCAGUCAUCUGUUCUAUUUAUGCUGGAUAUUAAGUUCUGCCCCUUUAAGACUGAUUCUGAGAGUGGAGGAUGGGGAGAAGAAGCGUGGAGUUUGUUUGCGGAAACUGCGCUCACUCUGCAUUCCUCGCUCUCUCUCAGUGUGUGUUGUCUUCAGCACGGACAGGGAGCGGGAGAGAGCUCUCCUUUGCUUUUAGUUAGUUGGGUUUUUUUUGGUUUUUUUAGUUAGCUGAGACAGAGAAGUUCCCUGGACUGUGGCUUUUCUUUUUCUAAGAACUGAUCAACCCUGCUUUGGACUGAAAAUCCAGAAGGGCACCAGGAGCUCACGCCUGUGUCCCACCGGGGCCGGGAUGCGGCAUCUUCCACUGCAGGAGGGACUGAUAAGAGACUGAGCGAGCUGGGCUACACCCCAUGACAAGAAAUUUCUGAAUUUGCCAUCUCUUGAGAACAGCGAGAGUUUUAUUGUUAAUUAUUAUUCAUUUUUUGUGCUUGUGAAUGCUUUACUUGUUAAAUAAACAGGAUUUUUCUACUUGUC